AUGUUGUCAGCAAUUAUCUUUUCGCUUGCCCUGGGGGUUGCAACAGCCCAGCCGAGGGCUGGGAAGGGCCCUGAACUUCUUCCACGUGCGGAUGUGCAGACUGCGUUCAUCGACGUCGCCGUCGCGACACUAUGGACCGAUCCCACUAAGCCACGGCCCAUUGACGAGCCAGCUCUUACCAACCCCGUGGAAAUCCAAACUUGGCUGGAUUCCAUGAACGUUUCGCAGUUCCGUGAUCUCACGGACAAUAGCCGCACCCAGACACAAGCACUCUACGGUGUCCCCGUCGACAUCCUCAACUACCAGGAUGGGUGGUACGAAGUGGCUGUUCCUGGGCAGCCGACACCAAAGAAUACGCUCGGCUACCCUGGCUGGAUCCCUGCAAAUCAAGUGUCGCUUGACGCAAGCUAUGGAAAGCUGCAGUCGACCAAGCCAUUUGCCACAGUUAAUAAGGUCCCAACUGCUGCGCUUUACCGUGACGCACGCUUGGAAUUGAAGUACGUUGAACUCAGCUACGACACUCGUCUCCCCGUCCUCAGUCAGACCGGUGGCGUCGUUCAGGUGGCUCUUCCAAGCGGUGGAUCAGCGUACCUGUCCACGAGUGAUGUAACAGUCUAUGACUCGGACAAGGCAAUUCCCUACCCAACCAAAGAAGACCUGGUCAACACUGCAAAGAUGUUUCUCGAUCGCCCAUACUUGUGGGGUGGCAUGUCGGGAUUUGCGUUUGAUUGCUCAGGAUUUACGCAUACCAUUUACCAUGCUCAUGGCAUCACGAUUCCGCGAGAUUCAGAUGCCCAGGCUGAUUUCACUGGACACGGCACAAGCGUUUCCAAGGAGGACUUGCAACCUGCAGAUCUCAUCUUCUAUGCGAGUAACCAGAGCGACCCGAGUACCAUUUACCAUGUUGCCAUGUACGUUGGGAAUGGAAAGAUGGCCGAGGCCUAUGAUGCUGGAACGCCAGUCAGGAUCACCCCCGUGCGCCUUGAAGAGGACUACUGGGGUGCAGAGCGAUUCCUGAAGGAAUAA
This is a messenger RNA of Penicillium daleae, 1026 nucleotides long. Its product is annotated as C40 family peptidase. The record is from RefSeq and is a predicted model, not a curated record. The transcript has a single exon. NCBI's taxonomy places the organism in Eukaryota, Fungi, Ascomycota, Eurotiomycetes, Eurotiales, Aspergillaceae. Bases 1 to 1026 code for a protein of 341 amino acids.